AAAGUCAGCAACAAACGACAACCUUGAACGUUAUUUAUUCUGGCAAAGAUCAAACGGCGAGUGCUUAAAGACCCUGCUUCUCUGUUUGUCUGCCUAGUGUAACUGCUGCAAGCAAAGCUACAGAGCAGCAAUACUGAAAAGAUGACAAUCCCAUCUGAUAGUGAAGCUGCUUCUCUUGAUUCUGGGCUUGUCCGCCUUCACGAACUCGGCUACAAGCAAGAGCUCAAGCGUGAUCUCUCGGUCAUCUCAAAUUUUGCACUUACAUUUUCUGUUAUAUCCGUGCUGACUGGUAUAAGUACUCUUUACAAUACCGGUUUAAACUAUGGUGGUCCAGUUUCGAUGGUGUAUGGCUGGUUGGUAGUUUGUAUCUUCACCAUGCUUGUUGCUCUAUCAAUGGCUGAGAUUUGUUCAGCAUAUCCAACUUCUGGUGGUCUCUACUUUUGGAGUGCCAAGCUUGCUGGUCCUCGAUGGGCACCCUUUGCCUCUUGGAUCACUGGCUGGUUCAAUAUCAUUGGCCAGUGGGCAGGGACAACAAGUAUAGACUUCUCACUAGCACAACUGAUUCAGGUUAUCAUUCUCCUUAGUACUGGUGGGAAAAAUGGUGGUGGAUAUGUGGCAUCUAAAUAUGUAGUUAUUGCUAUCCAUGGUGGGAUUUUGCUCCUACAUGGUAUAAUAAACAGCCUCCCUAUCUCAAUCUUAUCACUCUUGGCAAACUUGGGUACUGUUUGGAAUGUUGUAGGUGUUUUUGUGCUUAUUAUCCUGAUCCCAUCUGUUGCAACGAAAAAAGCGAGUGCCAAGUUUGUUUUCACCGAGUUCAAUACAGAUAAUGGGGUUGGAAUCAAUAGCAGACCUUACAUAUUUGUUUUGGGACUUCUUAUGAGUCAGUAUACCCUAGCCGGGUAUGAUGCAUCAGCUCAUAUGACGGAGGAAACCAAGAGAUCUGAUAUAAAUGGACCAAAAGGAAUUAUCAGCUCAGUUGGAAUAUCUAUUGUUUUUGGAUUUGGUUACAUAUUAGGCAUUACCUUUGCAGUUACUGAUAUCCCUUACCUAUUGAGUCAAGACAAUGAUGCUGGUGGAUAUGCCAUUGCUCAAAUAUUUUAUAUGGCAUUCAAGAAAAGAUAUGGCCAUGGAUUUGGGGGUAUUAUGUGCUUGGUGAUUAUUGCUAUUGCCAUAUUUUUCUGUGGUAUGGGUUCAGUUACCAGCAACUCAAGGAUGGCUUAUGCUUUCUCAAGAGAUGGGGCCAUGCCCUUGUCAUCAUUGUGGCAUCAAGUUAAUAAGGAGGAGGUUCCUAUAAAUGCUGUUUGGCUUUCUGUUUUGAUUUCAUUUUGCAUGGCUCUAACGUCUCUUGGAAGCAUGGUAGCAUUUCAGGCCACAGUGUCAAUAGCAGUGAUUAGUAUCUAUAUAGCAUAUGCCCUUCCAAUAUUCUUCAGAGUGACAUUGGCAGCAAAGCAUUUUGAGCCUGGGCCUUUCAACUUGGGCCGGUAUGGGCUCAUUGUGGGCUGGGUUGCAGUUAUCUGGGUUGUCAUAAUCUCAGUACUCUUCUCACUGCCUGUUUCCUACCCAAUAACUAUUGAGACACUUAACUAUACCCCUAUUGCUCUUGGAUGUUUGGUAAUUCUUAUAGUUUCUUAUUGGAUCAUCAGUGCUCGCCAUUGGUUUAAAGGCCCUUUAACCAAUAUAGAUAAAUGAAGUUGUGUUCAUUAUAUUUAGUGACUUAUAUAUAAUAAUAAUAAUAAUGUCUCUUGGCAUAUCAGAAUUUGAUAUCAGCAUCUAAUAUUAAUAUAAAAAACACUCAAGACCAUACUAAGAAAAUCUGCUUUGGUUUAAGUGUUGAUAUUUGUUUAUGGUCAGCAUUUUGGGUUGAUAAUUUGACCUUGUAAUUAAGAAUUGUGAUUUUUCUUUUGAAUACCUAAAUACCAAGACUUUAGAUCAAAAUACAAAAGGAGAAGGGGAUGUAAAUAAGAAAAGUGAGAUGUGAUCCACCGACGCUUUUUCUUCUCUUGAUUCUGGGCAUGCACGUCUUCACUCUUCAUGAACUCGGUUACAAGAAAGAGCUUGAUCUUUCGUUGAGUCGUCUCCCUCCUUUUCUUUCAUUGCCUUGCU
Arachis stenosperma is the source of this 2103-nucleotide messenger RNA. RefSeq names its product amino-acid permease BAT1 homolog. The transcript is spliced from 8 exons. Gene Ontology annotation, molecular function: L-lysine transmembrane transporter activity; L-glutamate transmembrane transporter activity; gamma-aminobutyric acid transmembrane transporter activity. Gene Ontology annotation, biological process: transmembrane transport; gamma-aminobutyric acid transport. NCBI's taxonomy places the organism in Eukaryota, Viridiplantae, Streptophyta, Magnoliopsida, Fabales, Fabaceae. Bases 142 to 1689 code for a protein of 515 amino acids. The record is from RefSeq and is a predicted model, not a curated record. Gene Ontology annotation, cellular component: membrane.